UUUGAACAACCGUUCCAAAAUUAAAAUGAAAAGUUAAGAAGAAUAUGUAAAUAUAACUACAAAUUAUAUCUUAAAACCAGUCUUGCUAAAUGUGAACAAGUCUAAGUUAAACAGAAUGAGAUAUUAUGCAAAAACCAGUACGUGGCAGCGUGGUCUAAGAAGGUUCUAUUGAAUAAAAGGAAAAUAAGUGGGUCUUGGUGAUUACAUGUUGUUUGUGCACAACAGAGAAAAUAAUAAAAUUCAUUAAAACUGAUUCCCAUCAAAUCAGAGUCGACCAAAGUGGUGUACAGUCAUAAACACAACCAAUAAAAGAUGCUUAUAAAUCAUUAAAAAUCUAUCUGUUUCGUAUACUCUAAAAUAUUUUAAUUUAUAAACCAAGUAAAUGUAUGAAAUACCUGUCCCAGGUCUGGAGUGGCUGCUGUUAGCUUUAUGGCCACCAGGGGGCACGACGUAGACGUGCGUUUUAAACACUAAGAGGCUUAUAAAUAAGAAAAGAAGAACACUCACUUCGAUUUUUUUCCCAGUAUCAAAACAUCUCAAGACACCUAAAUACGUACAAAAAUUCACACUACUAACGGUGUUUUUGCGUUUGACAUCGCAGCGGACGCUUUUGUUUUUACGUUCCACCAAAGAAAACCGUUUGUUUAAACAAGCUUUAGCGUGAGGUAGCUAGCAGAGACGCGGUGGAGCCUCUCCCCUGGCGCCGCUGAGCUGGAACCCAUCUCUGCGUGGCCGUCACCGCCGCACCAGCUGCAGUCAGGACCUGAGCGGAGAGGAAGUACCUUUACAAACGUCCAGCCGCCUCUCCGGAUCACGAACGGCCUGUAAAGGAACACCGGGACGAGCCGCUCACCUUCGCUAAGCGGAGCCGAGAUGCGAACGUAGCCGACAGCGAGUGCGGCAGGCCGCGGCGGGCUGGCUGCCUCUUUCCUUCAGCCAGGAGCAGGAACGUAAAUGUUGAACCUCCUCGUCCGCUUAGCUGACAUCGGUACAGAAGAUGCGCAAAGACGUGAGGAUCUUACUGGUGGGGGAGCCCAAGGUGGGGAAGACGUCUCUCAUCAUGUCCCUGGUCAGCGAGGAGUUCCCAGAUGUGGUUCCUUAUCGAGUGGAGGAGAUCACGAUCCCUGCAGAUGUCACUCCAGAAAAAGUUCCCACACACAUAGUGGACUAUUCAGAGGCAGAGCAGACCGACGAGCAGCUGUUCCAGGAGAUCUCCAAGGCAAAUGUCAUUUGCAUCGUCUACGCCGUCAACAGCAAGACAUCCAUAGAGAAAGUGACCAGUCACUGGAUCCCCCUGAUCACAGAGAACACAGACAAAGACAGCAGGGUUCCUCUGAUCCUGGUGGGGAACAAGUCCGACCUGGUGGAACACAGCAGCAUGGAGACCAUUCUGCCCAUUAUGAACCAGCACAGUGAGAUAGAGACUUGUGUGGAGUGUUCAGCAAGAAAUCUGAAGAACAUCUCUGAGCUGUUUUAUUACGCCCAAAAAGCUGUCCUCCACCCCACAGGGCCCCUCUACUGUCCAGAGAAGAAAGACAUGAAGCCGCUUUGUGUGAAAGCUCUGACUCGGAUCUUUAAAGUGUCGGACCUGGACAACGACGGAAUCCUCAAUGAUAACGAACUCAACUUCUUCCAGCGGAUCUGCUUCAACACGCCUCUGGAGCCUCACGCUUUAGAGGACGUGAAAAACGUGGUGAGGAAGAACACGAUGGACGGCGUGCUCAAUAACGGACUGACUCUAAAAGGCUUCCUGUUCCUCCACACUCUGUUCAUCCAGCGAGGGCGCCAUGAAACCACGUGGACGGUUCUGAGGAGGUUUGGAUACGACGAUGACCUGGAGUUAAAUCAGGACUACCUCUUUCCUGGGUUGAAAGUCCCUCCAGACUGCAGCACUGAGCUCAACCACAACGCCUACCUCUUCCUGCAGAGCGUCUUUGACAAGCACGACAAGGACCGUGACUGUGCCUUGUCUCCUGAGGAGCUGCAGGACCUGUUUGAUGUUUUUCCCUACAUGCCCUGGGGCGCCGAUGUUAAUAACACGGUUUGCACCAACGAUCAGGGCUGGAUCACCUACCAGGGUUACCUGUCACAGUGGACGUUGACCACUUACCUGGACGUCCAGCGGUGCCUGGAGUAUUUAGGUUACCUUGGUUACUCAAUCAUUGCUGAACAGGAGUCCCAGGCUGCAGGCUUCACAGUGACCAGAGAUAGGAAGAUUGACCUGCAGAAGAAGCAGACCCAGAGAAACGUGUUCCGCUGCAACGUCUUUGGAGACGUGGCCAGUGGGAAGAGCGGCUUCCUGCAGGCCUUCCUGGGCAGAAACCUGACGCGACAAAAGACGAUUAAAGAGGAGCACAGAUCCUACUACGCCAUCAGUACCACGUACGUUUACGCGCAGGAGAAGUACCUUCUACUUCAUGAAGUUUUCCCAGACUUUGACUACCUGACGGACGCUGACCUGGCCUGCGAUGUGGUCUGCUUGGUUUAUGAUGUCAGCAACCCGUACUCCUUUGAAUACUGCACCAAAGUGUUUAAGGAAUACUUCACGGACAGCAGGACGCCGUGCAUGAUGAUCGCAGCCAAGUCCGACCUGCCGGAGGUCAAACAGGCGUACGGCUGCAGUCCUCUAGAGUUCUGCAGGAGGAACAAGAUGCCACCUCCGCAGACGUUCACCUGUAACAUAGCAGCAGAACCCAGCAGGGACAUCUACACCAAACUGACCACUAUGGCCAUGUACCCACAUGUGAGCCAGGAGGACUUGAAGAGCUCCACGUUCUGGCUGAAGGCGAGCGUUGGGGCUUCGGUAUUUGCGGUGUUGGGCUUCGCCGUGUACCGAGUGCUGCUGAAGUCACGGUGACCGUUUAACCCUCGUCACGGCAGAAGGAGCCAGUGAAGCACGUCCAGCAACGGGACACCCACAUCAGUCCUGGUUCUGCCUUUAGAGUUCCUCUCAUUUAAAGUCAUUUUAUUUUGGAAGAAGAAACAGAAACAAUGGGUUAAUAUAAAUAAAUACUCUAUAUUUUAUGGCUUUAUUCCAUUUUGUUAUUUUUUUCUUGGUGAUAAACUGAUGAAAAUAUCUAAUUUUGUAAAAAAUAAAGGAUUUGCUGAGGUUGCUAUAUUUAUAUAAAAGUUCUAGUUUGUCUUUGGUUACUGAUCGAUGUGACUGACUGGGUUAGUGAUGUAAAUGCCGCAUAUAGCAGAUGGGUUCUUCCUGUUGAAGCUGAGCCACACCUGGUUCACAGGUAAAACAAAGAUGGCGGACAUGCAGCGGUCUCCUCCGACCCUCGACGGGCUCAGGAGGAACAGCUGAGCUGGUCUGGAUGUGCUAAACCAGGACUUUUCCUCUCGUGUGCUUGUUCAUCUGACGGAUGAGUUGUGUUUGCAUGCUGCUGAAGCUCCUCACAUAGGUCUGUCUUUAGCAGAGGUUCUGGUCUUACUGGAGCUCUGGACCGGCUGAUUUUUACGCUCAGCCCUCCUUGUCAGUAAAAAUGCAAUAAUGUGGCCACAAAUGUUCAUUUUCAUAAAGCGAAACUUGUGGCAACAAGGUUUGUGUUUCGUCCAUCAGGCCUUUCAAACGUUUACAGUAAGUAACGUCUAUGUAAUAAGCAGUGUUGAACUAGUUCAUCCUUUUAGUUAUGCCGCUGUGGGCCCAGACCACCUCUCCUCCUGUAUGUUUAUGUUUACAGCCGUUGGGAGGGCCAGGGGUGCGUUGAAGCAAUGCUUCUGUCUUCUCUUCAGGUUCCUGUAUUCAGGCACAAAUGUGACUAAAACAUUUAAUCGUCUAGCGAAUCUGAUUUUAUUACAACUUUGUUGGAUUUAGCUUAAAUCUGGACCUGAUGGAAACAGGACUUGUGACUUUUUGUUUAAAAGUUUGAGGAAAUUAAAUAUUCUUAGUAAAUCUGGACGUUUUUCAUAAGAGCUUGUGUUGACAGAUGUUUUGCUGCUAAAGGGAAAAGUUUUUGUUUUCAUCAGACUCUUACCUUAUUCACUCUGCUUCAUGAACGCUAGGGGGCAGCAUUGGCUGAAGAGGUUAGCUGUUGAGUAUGCUGUAGUUCACUUUAUUUGCUCACUAAAACUGAUAUAAAGCUGUAAAUGUUAUUUAUCAUAAAGGGAUGAAAACCAUUUUAUCAAUAAAACUGAACAACAUGAA
Molecule: messenger RNA, 4150 nt
Organism: Nothobranchius furzeri (turquoise killifish)
Lineage: Eukaryota; Metazoa; Chordata; Actinopteri; Cyprinodontiformes; Nothobranchiidae
Gene: rhot1b
Product: ras homolog family member T1
Biological process (GO): regulation of cell shape; engulfment of apoptotic cell; small GTPase-mediated signal transduction
Cellular component (GO): cytoskeleton; cell projection; cytoplasmic vesicle
Molecular function (GO): GTPase activity; calcium ion binding; GTP binding
Source: RefSeq, a predicted model, not a curated record